AUGAAGUUCUAUAGACGCAUAAAUGAACACUGCCUCCAAAUGAUUAAGCAAUACGGCGUACCACCAGUGGUCAUUGCCAUAUGCAUCAAGAACACCGCAUCAACACAUGUGUACGGCUUACCGGCACCAAAGAAUACUGCUACUACUACCACAACAGCAACAACAACAUCAUCGUCCCUAGACGAGCUCUGUGAAAUGGUGAAGCUUUUAAUAUGCUCGAUAUCUAUGAGCGUGAUACCGAUAUCCCAUAUGCAAUCCCUGAUACUCCAGAAGAGCCGUAGAGAAUGGUAA
Molecule: messenger RNA, 291 nt
Organism: Lichtheimia ornata
Lineage: Eukaryota; Fungi; Mucoromycota; Mucoromycetes; Mucorales; Lichtheimiaceae
Exons: 3
Coding region: 1-291 (96 amino acids)
Source: RefSeq, a predicted model, not a curated record